CACAUUAAGUUUUAAAAAUAUAAUAUAUGUGAUUAUUUUUAUGAUGUUACAUAUAAAAUACAAUUAAUUAUAUGAUUACUUAUAUGAUGGUACAUAUAAAAUAUGAUUAAUUAUAUGAUAGCACAUAUAUGAUAUAUAAUAGUGACAUGAAAAAUAAAUAGCAACAUAUUUUUGAAAAAUACACCUGUGCGGACGCGCGGAUCAAAAUCUUGCUGAUCUGAUGUUAACUGCUUUAACAUCAGCUAAAUAUAAUCGGUACAUUUGACAUUAGUUUAUACUAUAUGAAUCUGCAUCAGUUAAAGAAUGUAUAAACAUUUUUAAUCUGUUAUUGUCAACUUCUUUUUAUUCCAAAGAAGAUGAUAAACAAACACGGGACAUCUCAAUUUUCAAAGUCCUAUAAGAAAAAAAAAAGGAAAGAAUCCAAAGUACCUACUCCACCGUGUUAAGUGAUACAUCAAUGUUGACAAAAAAAAGUGAUACAUCAAUAUCACAGAAACGUUUUGUCUAUUAUACCAAUAAGUGGGAUGUAAAAAGUGUUAUCGAUGUAAACCUAUCACCUUUGGCACCUAAAUAAUUUGUGACGUAAACCUAAAAUAAAUGAUAACUAGAAAUGAUUUGCACAUCCUUUUUUUGAACUGAAUGAGUUGUACAUCUUUUCGGUCGGUUGCACAACAUGAAACUCAAAGCUAAUGAUUCGGUACAUUUCUUAUUCGUGCAUAUAAUAUAUUUAUAUAGGAGAAUUUGUCAAAUAUGAUUAAAAACUUAGUUUUAAUCCCAAAAGUAUAUUCAAACUUGAAUCAACUCCAAAAAUAAUCCAAAAGACUAUUGAAACAACUAGCUCAUGUGAUCAAACAAAAACUCAGAAUUCAUUCUUACAAUAUAACCUCAUAAAGUUUUCUGAAGUUAUGUAAGUCUUAGAAAACUUUUUUAAAGUCUUCUCAUAUAGUAGAUUUUAAAAAUAAUUUAUAAAGUUUAUAAACAAUAUUUUGAUGGGAAAAAAUUGAAAUCAUGCAAUUAUAAACAUUUAUAAAUGAUAUAAAUUAAGAUAUAGUAAAAUUGAAUUGUUUUCAACAAAGACGAGUGAGUUUAGUAUGUCAUUGUAUUAGUAGGUUAAUGGUUUGGUAACAUAUGUUGUAGUAUUAUAUGUAUUUUUAGGGUUAGAUUUUGAAAGAUAUUUUUUCUGGAAAAUUAAAUUUUUGCUUAUUUGUGUUUAAUUUUGUGUAUAUUAAACACAUUUAAAGGUUAUUCUAAAUUUUAUGAAUUGUUUGUUUUUAAUUAGUUAGUUAUUUUGAAUUUAAGGUUUAAGUGACUUAAGUUUUCCAACAAGUAAUGCACUAGAAGAAUUUUGCAAAAAUCUUCUCGGCGAAUAGUAAAUUUAUGGUCUAGAAAACUUUCAAGUAAGUCUUUUAGGAAAUUUUCUAUUAGAAGAUUUACUUGAAAUUCUUCUGAAUCAAAAUAUUUAACCUUAUUGAAAUUUUUGUCUCCCUAUAUAGAGAAAAUUAUACAUUCUCUCUCUUCUUCGCCAAUAGCUGCAAUAAAAAUAUAGUGUUUCUCAUUUUAGAACUCUCCAUCCUCUUUCUAAACUCUUUAAACUUAAAACACCAAAUUUUAUAUCAGUUUAUUGUUAUCUCAUGUCUUCUCACUGAUUAAUUUUAUUUUUGCAAGUUUUUUUAUUACAUGGUUCUCAUCUUCUACUUCUUUAAUGGUAGAUCUAUAAAUAAUAUUUUUUUUUCAUUUGGUAAUCUUUUGUUGCUUAUAACUCUUUUGAAGUUUUUCUAUGUUUUGAAGGUAUUUAAAUGCUUUUGGAUAUGCAUGUCUUUCUCAUUUUAGACAAACUUGGAAAACUUUCUGGGAAGUCUUCUUGGAAAUCUUAUAACAUUUAAUGCACUAGAAGACUUCCUGAAAGACUUUCUAUAAAUCUUCUGAAAGACUUUUGGCGGAGUCUUCUCCCAUUUAUCUUUUUUCAUAACAGAUCUGAGUGUUUUGGUAAGUUUCUAUGUCUGAUUUUCGUUCAUUUGAUAACCUCUUGUUGCUUAAAUCGCUUCUCUUUUUCACAAAAUAAACUGUCAAAUCUCUCUCUUAUCUUUUAAAACUUGAAAACACCAAACUUUAUAUCAAUUUAUCAUUUUUUUAUCUCAUAUCAUUCUCACUAAUUCAUCUUGUUUUGUAGGUUUUUCAUUACAUGGUUUUCAUAUUUCACUCCUUUAAAGGUAGAUCUAUAAAUCGUAUUUUUUCAUUUGGUAACCUCUUGUUGCUUAAAGCUCUUACGUUUUGAAAACUCUUUAGGUCGCUUUGAGCUCUUACCUUAUUUUUGAAGCUUUUCUAUAUUUUGAAACCAUUGAAUGCUUUUGGAUAAGCGGGAUUUUCAGAUCUGAGACAGACUUGGAAGAUUUCCAAAGAAGUCUUUUCGGAAGCCUCGAGAGUCUUCUAACAUUUACUGCACUAGAAGACUUCCAGAAUACUUCCACGGAGUCUUCUAGCAGAGUUUUGUCCCAGAUCAAGUGGAGUCCAAGCUUUUCUUUGUGGAGGAAUGAUCCUAUAAUAGUUUUGUUUAUGUUAUAUUUUGUGAUUCGUAAGUGUGUACUCUUUUAGUUGUGAAUUCUUUUGUAAAUUUCAAGAGAUAUAUUAGUGAAUUUUUUUUUGGUAAAUAUCUUCAUGUCUACAAUAUUAUCUUGCCAAAAGUACUUGACAAUAUUGAAAUUUAUUGAUACAACUUCAACAGCAAAACACAAUAACAUAAGAAAAAUUAGUCAAAUUUACUACAACUAAGGGAGAAAAUUUGUCAAAAAAACUUAGUAAAAUUCACAAAAAGAUCAAACAUUACAUUAGUUCAAACAUAUAACAGUUUCACUAGAAGUCUUCCGGAACACUUCUUCUCAGAAUACUUAAAUUUCAAGCGAAAAAUUUAAGAUGUAAAAUUAAAAUUUAAGCGGAAAACUCAAAUUUUAAGUGAAAAUUAAAAUUUUAAAUUUCAUGGAAGUUAAAAAGUAUAUAUUAUGAUCUAAGAAGACACAUUAAACCAUAUGACUUAAUAUUUUUGAAGUUACUUAACACUUUUAAAAGUUAAAACACAUAUCUUAAAAGUUCCUUAACAAGUAUACAAAAACUAGUGUAGAAGAGAAGUCUUCUUGAAUUAGCUAGAAACAUUGAUAACAUGAAUGUUGGUAACCCCAUAAUUAAAAAUAAGAAGUUAUGAAUUUAAUUCAGGAACUACAAUAUCGACUAAUAUACAUGAAUUAACAAGAAAAUAUUAAAAAAACUUUAUUUAAAAAAAUGAUAAUUUAUUAAACAUUGACGUAGAAGUUCUUUGGAAGUCUUCCUUUGUACAUAUUGCCUUACUUUUGUUUUUGAAAAAAUAUUGAAAAUACCAGAGAAGAUUUUUCCUGGUAAGUCUUCUAGGAUAAACAUGUUAGUUUUGCAAUUGACCGAACUGUGUCAAAAAAAUUAACUUUUCUAGAAGACUAUACACAAAAGUCUUUCACGAAAAAAAUAAACUUAAUAUUUUAUUUUUGAUAGAAAACUUCCAUGUAAGUCGUCUCAGAUUACUUUUUACAACUGAAAAAUAAAAUUUAAAUAUUUAAUUUUAACUAGAAGACUUCUAUGUAAGUCUUUCGGCAUAAGACUUAUACGGAAAUCUUCUGUGAUAACCAAAGGUUAACCAGAAUCUCGGAAUAAAACUCUGAAAGACUUACAUGGAAGUUUUCUAAAUAAAAUUAAAUAUUAGCCUAAAAAAUAGCCUAAAAAAAUGGUUCCUAAAUUUUUGAAUUUUUUCUUAAAAAAAGUAUUUAAGAAAUUAUUUUUUUUGAAAAAAAUAAUUUUAAAUUUUAUUAAUAUUUUAAUUAUUAAUAUUUAUUUAUUUUUUAUAUUUAAUAAAUAAUUGGGUAAAAUUAUAAUGAGUGUGUAUAAUUACUAUUUACCCUUUUAAUGGAAUUUAAUUUGGUUACUUUGAUCUUUUUUAGGCUAUUUAAGAAACAAAAAUUUAAAAAGACUAUUUAGGAGAUUUGCCUAAAUUAUUUAGUUUGAAGGUAUUUUUACAAAUUUUCUUUAUUGUAUUUUUUGUUCUCAAUUUUCGCCGAGUAUGUUAUCGACCGAAUAAAGCUUGUUUCAAAACGUUCCGGAUAACUAAAUGGGUCCAUUAUGGGCUAAUGUUACUAAGGCAAAAAGCUUUGCUAAUUGCAAUUGAUCCUUCUAAUUUCAAUUUUCUCAGUAGUCAGAAACAAGUCAAACAAUUGUUCUGGAAGUACGACGUUUGGACUUGCACUCUUCUCAAAGGAGAGAACAUGGAGACGAAGAAAGAAGAAGUGACUCCUCUCAAAGGAAUAUUAUGUCUGAAAUCCAGACAAGACAUGAAGAGAAUCGAGGAAACAGAGGACUGCUUCAUCCUCGAUUUCAAUCCUUUUGAUUCUUUUGACGUUAAGAAUCUCUCUUUUGCCGGUGAUCAUGAGGGUGACAAAGAUCUGGCUAUCAUCCAUGAGUCAGGCCAGGUAGCUUGUAGAGAUUUCCCACAUCCAAGACACCUUUGCUUGAAUUUUCCCUUUGGAUCAACUCCUAAUGCAACCCAUUGUCAUCUGUGUUACUGUUGCAUCUGCGAUAAGCCUGCUCCUUGUGCACAGUGGAUGUCUUCGCAUUGCAGUGCUUCAGCAGACUCUAUGGAGUGGAGAACUAUGGAUUGACAAAUGCGUAACUAUUUACAUCUUUUGUUAUUAGAUUAUCUUUUGUUCACAGUCUCCUUUGCAUUUAGACCUUUGAAUUGAUUAGUAGAUCAACAACAUAGCUUUUGAAGACUUAUGUAAUCACAAUGCCUAAUUACUUAAUAUGAGAUUUGUUAUGUGUGUGCGUGUGCUCUUGUUGGAAAUGCAUUUGCUUAGCUAAAUUGUUGCUUGCUGAGAGGUUCCAGUACGUACGUCGAUAAAACGGGGAAUAUUUACAGUGUCAUGAGUCGAUUUCAACGUCCAGAAAGCAUAAAACACAUUAUUGGUCCCAAGCCGGGACGGCCUGCAAGUCAUGUUCUUUGAAUCAUUAAUUUGGGGACAGAAUGAUAUUUAUAUAUUAACCACAUGAGUUUAAUAGACUGAAACAAAUGUAAUGUUUAAUCAUGUCAUGCCAAAUCUGGACCCUAGUCCCAAGUCCCAACUUGCAAGCUUUAAUAUACCUUAAGCUUUUUGCCACAUCAGUCUCAAAUCACAUAUAUAGAGGAUUGUUUUAUAUUAUUCUUAGAAAUAAAAACACAAGUACAAUUUAUUGAUAAACAGGUCGCACGGCAACCAUGAUUAAGCAUCAUAGUUUAAGACUUUAAAUCGGAAAAGAUCACAUAAGUACAACAAUUAAGCUGGUGAAGUAGACGUACAAGAGAGAGCAUGCAUGCUUAUUUAUAAAGCACCACUAAGAAAGCUUUUUCUCAGAUCUUCUUGAGCAGCUCAAUGAC
This is a messenger RNA of Brassica rapa (field mustard), 5425 nucleotides long. RefSeq lists its product as uncharacterized. NCBI's taxonomy places the organism in Eukaryota, Viridiplantae, Streptophyta, Magnoliopsida, Brassicales, Brassicaceae. The record is from RefSeq and is a predicted model, not a curated record.